AUGGACUGUUCUCCAUCAAGGCUAGAAGUGCUUGUUUCUAAUGAAGAGGUCGAAUUUGACGCUGACAUCGCUGGACCAGGAGUACUAGCUGCUUUCCUUAUCACGUCGUUGAUAGCAUUAGCUACUCUGAUUCUAGCCUUUCUUACAAUCUCAGUACCUGCGAGGCUUCUAAACUCCGGAGACGCCGUGAUCGCUUCUGGGGCGCGUCGUACUUACCACCGAUUGAGGGCUAAGUUCCCUAAGACUAAACGCACCAAGGUUGUCCAAAGCAGAAGCGAGCGGACUCAUGCCUUCAUGGCCUUCAUGAUUGCUAUAAGCGACCAGAUACUUGUCUCUCAGGCCUCCAUUCUAAUCGCAGCUCUCAUUAUUCACGACGAAAUCACCAUUUAUUCCAGCAACAUUGUGAUCGCUCUAGGUUGUCUCGCGUCGACAGUUCAUUUGGGGAGUUUUCCAUUCUAUAUGGACCGUAUUAAAGACCAUAGCACCGCCAAGCUUAUUAGGGUCCUUGCUAUGAUCACCGGCUCGGGGAUGCUUGUCUUCCUGCUCGUUGUCCAACUAUCGUACACCUGGGAUAUGGAGACCCACGUCUACUUUACUUGCACGUUUCAGGACUAUCGGAUGAAUGACGACAUGGGAGGGGCAGAUUACAUCAGUAUCAUCGAGCAGAUGUUUGUUCCAUUAACAGUGCUUUAUGGCACGUAUGAGAUUGUUCAGCUUCUGCAUCACAAUGAGCCAGCAGAUGACAAGUCAAAGGAACCUGGCUCCGGGGGUCUGUCCCCUAUUACACGACGGAAUCGAUCAAACCUCGAUGAUCAGCAGUUCCCAGACAAUGGGGGUAUUGAACUUCAAAGGCUUUCCAGAUUAGAAGACCAAACUAAUCCAGAGAACCGUCGGCGGCCUAGCGAUAUGGAAGUUGAAAGCCAGGCGAUUGUCUCCAUUUUGCAGCUAAUCUCGGGUAGCAACAUAGAGAUGGCGACAAACAACGAGACUAACUAUCAACAUCAACGAUCCAUUCUAUGGAAGCCGAGGGGCGCAAAGAUCAAAUUCAAAGAGCUAUCGAAGGAGAUCAAAGAGUCCAACCGAGAGCAGCUCUUGAACAAGUGGCUGAAGCUAAAAGCUCUCACGAUCUUAACCUCGAAACCGGUAUCGCCGAGAAAGCUUAGACUCAUUGUCACAUUGAUACCUGAAGCAUGGGCAUUCCACCAGUGUCGGGGGUCCUUCGCCUGGAGAUUAUUCUGGCUUUGGUCAGGCAAUGUCUACGGGAUUGUAACCAUUUUUACCUCGCGCGCUGUGACAACAGGCAUGUCAGGCAAUCCCAACAAGAUGGGAUUCGGCCAGGUUGUGCCUCUAACUCUGCUGGCUCUCCCGAUAUUUGCAGCUUUGGAAGCCCACGCCGACUAUAAGCAGAAACUCAAGUCAAUUGAGAAAGCUCACCUUGAUCAGGCGAAUCUCGAAAUACCUGUUACUGGGAGCGCGCGGCCUCAACCGAGAAGUCAAUAUCUUGCGCAGAGACAAAAUCUGCCCCAGGAGACAGACAUCGCACGUAUAAGGAUCGUACAAGACGUCCUCAAAAAGCGUGCUAAAGAUAUUGGAUACCCGGAGCUUUAUAAUUGGGUGAUAGGAGACAAUUUGACCAGCGCACCGAGUCUCCAAAAGGGAGUUGCGGUUCAUACCGCAGUCAUGUUUACCAUUGCAACUUUACUCGGAUUUUCGAUGGCCUAUGGCAUAGCAAACAUCAAUAUUACAUUGAUUGUAUUUCUGUUUGUUCUUGCCGCUCGUAGGCUCAUAGGUCUCAGUUUGGUUGGAUUGGAUAUGAGAUCAUGCCCCAUGAUCCUCGACCAUCUUGGUUGCAUUGGUCAUUUAACUGUACAACAAUCUGGAAGCCAGGGUGAAAGUAUGGCAGCAGCGUAG
This is a messenger RNA of Fusarium mangiferae, 1911 nucleotides long. RefSeq lists its product as uncharacterized. The coding region runs from base 1 to 1911 and encodes 636 amino acids. The transcript has 3 exons. Lineage: Eukaryota; Fungi; Ascomycota; Sordariomycetes; Hypocreales; Nectriaceae. The record is from RefSeq and is a predicted model, not a curated record.